AUGCAGCAGUUCACCAAAGGCUUCGACCCCGGCUCCUUUCCCAAAGAGGUCAUGGACAGUCUUCCCCUGUUGUCUGACAAUCCUUUCCCCGGAUCGUAUGCUCACUUAUCUAUCAUCCUGCUCGAGAAUUGUGGCAAGAUGCAGGGAAUCCAGGCAAAUUUGGAGAAUUGGCUUCGUGAGCGUUACAAACGCUGGGCGAUUACUUAUCCAGAUAAUACUAGUAUCACGGAUGAGACAUUCUUCGGUGCCGAGCUCGAGAUGCUCAGAAAAUUAUUGGCACCUUUGCGUGGAGAGGAUGCUACGCAUGUCUACUGGAUGAACUCCAGGUAUCCUCAUAUUGUGAAGGUCUGCCAGCAACUUGAGGCAUCUGUGAAAGUCAUUGAGGAAUUCAAGCAAGACAUUCUCCAGGCAAUCAAGUCCAAAGACGAGCACAAGACCAUUUACAAUCCUCUUCCGGUAUCCCAGGCCCGAGCAGCAAUGAUGAGCAUGAGGGACAUUCGACUCCGCGCGUGCAAGGCUUCUCUGAGCUGGGACGGCUUUUCAGAGUCUGAUAUCGAGCUUACCGUGUUUCAUCAGUACUACAAAAACCACUUGGCCAGGUCGGACCCAGCAAAAGCGCGCGCAUCUGGCUGGCUGCCACCAUCGUCGCCGAAAAUCCCUCGUGCCUCUGCCGAAGAAGCGGAACCGGGUGAUUUGGCUCAUUGGCCAUCUGAGGAUUCCAAUAAUGUGUCACUCAACCUGAUGCUCAAAACGGCGUUGUGGCUGAGCGUGGCAAGAGGAUUGGCUGCCGUACAUCUCUUCUGCGAUAUCGCCAGACACUUCACCAUCCACGAACCGUCUGCAAGGGCCAAUGACAGUUACAUUUCUUACUUGCAGCAUCUUACUCAGAUCAGGAUCUCGGUAGAUGGGGUUCGAUCACGUCGCUCUACACCUUUCCCCUACCGUGACGAGGUCUUAUCCCGCUGCAACCCGGACUAUUUUGGUGAUGUGUGGCGAUCCAACCAGAGUUUGACAGCCGACCUUGUCGGAAACGUGUCUUUCUAUAAAGAACCUGAUGAGAGCUUCAAGCUGUCAGAAGCCCCGCCUCCCCGUUGCUCUUUUCGUAAAGAGAUGCGCACACUCGAACAAACUGUUGCGAUUCAGGGAAGCUUGGCUGGGACCUUGUUUCCUACGCUUGUUCGCCCAAGGCAGGUCCCCGGAGGUGAGCAGAAGGACAGGAUUGAGGCUCCCCAGCCAACACGCCUUCCAGCCACAGUCCCUGCCCUAACCCGAGCAAUAGAACAGACCACCUUGGCAGAUGCUCAUGAACGCCGUGUCGGCAAGCAGGCUUCAUCAAUGCACAGCAAGCAGCCCUAG
This is a messenger RNA of Aspergillus nomiae NRRL 13137, 1356 nucleotides long. RefSeq lists its product as uncharacterized. Bases 1 to 1356 code for a protein of 451 amino acids. Lineage: Eukaryota; Fungi; Ascomycota; Eurotiomycetes; Eurotiales; Aspergillaceae. The record is from RefSeq and is a predicted model, not a curated record. The transcript has 3 exons.